GUGGCCUUUUCAGCCACUUCCGGGGAUUCUAUCGCCGGCGAAGGAGAGGAAGGGUCCGGUCCCCGAUGGCUCCCGCUCUGGCCUCCGGGAGAAGGCGGCAGAGAAAGCCGAAAAGGCAGCGGAGGUCGAAGGAGGAGGAGGCCCAGGACUACGAGAUGCCGGCGUCAACCUUCCCUGAAUCCGAAGGCGCUUCGGACGUGGAGCCGGACACCCAGGAAAUGGUUCGGGCCCAGAACAAGAAAAAGAAGAAGUCGGGAGGCUUUCAGUCCAUGGGCCUGAGCUACCCGGUUUUCAAAGGGGUUAUGAAAAAGGGAUACAAGAUACCUACUCCCAUCCAGAGGAAGACCAUUCCUGUGAUCUUGGAUGGCAAAGAUGUGGUUGCGAUGGCGAGGACAGGGAGUGGAAAGACGGCCUGCUUCCUCAUCCCCAUGUUUGAGAAGCUGAAGGCGCACAGUGCCAAAACCGGAGCGCGUGCCCUCAUCUUAUCGCCCACCCGGGAGCUUGCCUUGCAGACCCUCAAGUUCACCAAGGAGCUUGGCCGAUUCACUGGCUUGAAAACUGCCCUCAUCCUGGGAGGAGACAAGAUGGAAGACCAGUUCGCUGCUCUACAUGAAAACCCUGAUAUAAUCAUUGCCACGCCUGGCCGUCUGAUGCAUGUGGCUGUGGAAAUGAAGCUGAAGCUGCAGAGUGUGGAAUACGUAGUAUUUGACGAAGCAGACAGGCUCUUUGAGAUGGGCUUUGCAGAGCAUCUGAAGGAGAUCAUCUCAAGGCUGCCUGAGAGCCGCCAGACAGUGCUCUUCUCAGCCACCUUGCCGAAACUCCUUGUGGAAUUUGCCCGAGCCGGCCUUACAGAACCAGUGCUGAUCCGUCUGGAUGUGGAGUCCAAACUCAGUGAACAGCUCAAGCUCUCCUUCUAUCACGUUCGUGCCGAUGACAAGCCAGCCCUCUUGCUAUAUCUAUUGAGGACAGUUGUGAGACCCCAGGACCAGACGAUUGUGUUCGUAGCCACAAAGCACCACACAGAGUAUCUGAAAGAGUUGUUAACAGCGCAGGGUGUGGACUGCACUCAUGUGUACAGCUCUCUGGACCAGACGGCUCGCAAGAUCAAUAUUGGCAAGUUCACCCAUGGCAAAUGCUCUGUGCUGAUCGUCACAGACUUGGCUGCCCGUGGGAUUGACAUCCCCUUGUUGGACAAUGUGAUCAACUACAGCUUUCCAGCUAAGCCCAAGCUCUUCCUGCAUCGUGUUGGUAGAGUGGCCCGAGCUGGCAGGAGUGGAACAGCCUAUUCCCUUGUGGCACCGGAUGAGACCCCCUAUGUUUUUGACUUGCACCUGUUUCUAGGUCGGCCACUGGUCCUGGCUAGUCCCCACGAAAAGCCCACAGAUACAGACGGCAUGUUUGGCCGCGUCCCCCAGAGCAUCAUUGAUGAUGAGGAGAGCUUGCUGCAGACAGACCAUGAGCGCUCCCUGGAUCUUCAGAACCUCCGCCGUGUCGCCGACAAUGCCCAGAAGCAGUACCAGAAGUCACGGCCAGCUCCAUCGGCGGAAUCCAUCAAAAGGGUCAAGGGAAUGGACUUCAGCCUCCUGGGCAUUCACCCUUUGUUCAGUUCACGCUUUGAGGGUGAUGAGAUAGAGCGGCUGAAGUUUGUGGACAGCAUCAAAACGUACCGUUCCAGGGCAACCAUCUUUGAAAUCAACGCCACCAACAAGACUUUGGCCAGUGAUGUUAUGCGUGCCAAACGGAUCCGGGACCGGCAGCUUAUUGAUCGUCACCAGCGGAAACAGCAGGAAAGGCUAUCUUUGGUGGCAGCAACGGCAGCAGCAAAAGCCCCAGCUCCUGGCACUCAAGAAGUCCUGGAGGAAGGAGAAGAACAAAUUCGGGAGGUCUUCUCCAGUGUGGUAGGAAGAAAACGGAAGCAGCACCCAGCAAGGAAGGGUACCGAACAGCAGGAACAGCAGCUGUCAAUGCAGCAGGACAAAGAAUUCUACAUCCCCUACCGGCCAAAGGAUUUUGACUCUGAGCGUGGACUGUGUGUUGGUGGGGAAGGCAGUGCUUUUGAGCAGCAAGCUUCAGGUGCAGUCCUUGAUCUGAUGGGCGAUGAGAAUGAGAACAUGAACAAGAACAAGAAACUCCUGAAAUGGGAUCGGAAAAGGAAGCGAUUUGUGGGGCAGACUGGCCAGGAGGAUAAGAAGAAGAUCCGCACUGAGAGUGGGGCAUAUAUUAGCAGCUCCUACAAAAGGAACCUCUAUGAGAAAUGGAAAAAGAGGAACAAGAUCGAUGAGCAAGACUCUGACUUGGAGGCUGAAGGCGAGCGCCGAGCAGGGAAGAAAUGGAAAGGGAGAGGUGCCCAUCCAACGCCAUCUCCCCAUGGCAGCCGCGGCCCCCAGCAAGGAAAGGUCCGCUCUGAGCUGAAAACCAAGCAGCAGAUCUUCAAGGAGAGGAGGAAGAAGGCCAAGCAGCACUUCUUGCAGUCAGGAGGCAUGAAACGCCUGAAGUCCCGCAACCGCCAGCAUCUGCAAGAGCUACGCCGCUCAGCUUUUGGGCGCGGAACAGCCAAAAAGGGCAAGAUGCGGAAACGGAUGUAGGCGUGUGAUGCCAGCAGGGUGAGCUUUCAAUACUCACCUCAGUUACUGACUCUGUAAGCUUUGGAGUGAAAAAUUAAAACUAUUUUUUCCCACCA
This is a messenger RNA of Sceloporus undulatus (fence lizard), 2680 nucleotides long. RefSeq names its product DEAD-box helicase 54 (gene DDX54). Gene Ontology annotation, cellular component: nucleus. The transcript is spliced from 20 exons. Gene Ontology annotation, molecular function: RNA helicase activity; ATP binding; RNA binding. Lineage: Eukaryota; Metazoa; Chordata; Lepidosauria; Squamata; Phrynosomatidae. The record is from RefSeq and is a predicted model, not a curated record. The coding region runs from base 66 to 2585 and encodes 839 amino acids.